Molecule: messenger RNA, 1142 nt
Organism: Drosophila ananassae
Lineage: Eukaryota; Metazoa; Arthropoda; Insecta; Diptera; Drosophilidae
Gene: mRpL44
Product: 39S ribosomal protein L44, mitochondrial
Exons: 2
Coding region: 95-1060 (321 amino acids)
Biological process (GO): RNA processing
Molecular function (GO): double-stranded RNA binding; ribonuclease III activity
Source: RefSeq, a predicted model, not a curated record
UCGCAUCCACACGGAAUUACAACCGAACGUUUUCCAGCACUGCUUUCCAUGCGCUGCCGCAAAAUUCGUUAAUUAUUUUUAAGAUUCCCAAAACAUGUCGUCGCUGCGAAGUGUUGUUGGAAUUCUAUCGCUCACCAGGUCUCUGGGAUGCCCAAUCACAGUUCAAACACAUCGCCACAUUAAACGGUGGGUCGCUCCGACGUUACGUGAACUUGCCCAUCGCCAGAAGAAGCUGGGACCCCAGAAGCCGGAGCCUCGCGCCGGGUUCGUAGAAUGGAACGAACGCUCGGAGCUAUUCGCAUUCGGUAAACGGUUGGGCGAAUCCUUCCAGCUGCCCCUUCUCCAGCGAGCAUUUACCGAAAAGGCAUUCGCCCGAGUGGAGGAGGAAAAACGUAGAAAACUCGGUAUCGAGGAGAAUGAUCUGCACAUUCUCGACAAUGAGGAUCUAGUUGAAAAGGGCCGCCACAUUUCCAAGGCCUACGUGGAGGCAUUCCUGCAGCACCAAAUGCCGAAGGUGCCAAAGGAGGGUCUCGUUGAGAUUUCCAACCAUCUGCUAAGCACAGAUACCCUGGCUCACGUCUCCUCCCACUUGGGUACCAAGGACUUAAUCCACUCCACGGAGUACCCGCCUUCCAAAGAAAGUCUAGCUGAGUCCCUGCAAGCUGUUAUUGGAGCUUUAGCCGAUUCCAGUGGUGUUGAGCGCGCCUUCCUCUUUGUCAGAGAUUUCAUCUGCACCCAACUGAACCAAAAGGACUUACUGGACAUAUGGACACCGGAGGAACCCCUUCAACUGCUGGAGAAAAUUUGCGCCGAACGGAAACUGGGCGAUCCAGAGCCCCGAUUGCUAGGCGAUUGUGGAAAGAACACAGUGCUAGCCGCUUAUCAAGUUGGCAUCUACGGGAACCGACAGUUGCUGGGCCAGGGAUUCGGAGAAGAUGUGCAAACGGCAACGGAAACGGCAGCCAUAGAUGCCCUGCAGCGGAUAUUCGACACCCACGAGAACAGAAGGCCUUUUGACUUUGGACUUCAGUUGGAGACCCAAAAUGUGCGACUAGCCUAAGAUAAAUGAGUCAGGAUAUAAACCUGCGUCCUUGUUGAUUAUUGUAAUUUGCACUAAACACAUGUCACGCUUUGUCAGAGAA